CUCACUUCACAAAACUCCUUUUAUGUUUCAAGAAGAUCUAGAAAAUUGCUCAGUACAGAAAAUAAAAAACGAAGCUGAGGGCAGUGGAGAGCACGAGUCCAUACCUGCCACUGGUACAUCUAAUACCUGCCCUUCAUCUUCUGCCAAAACUGACCAUAAGAAUCCGACUACCGAAAAACGACAUCGGUCCUCUUCUACAUCAUUAGAGGAUGGUCCAACAUCAGCGAAAAGAACAAAUGACGGCCUUGAAAGUGAAGAAAGAAAUGAGAACGAUGCUCCAUCAACACAGGAGAGGAACGGAAGUGGCGAGAACCACGCAGGCGUUUGGAACUUUACCAUUUAUAAUAAUAAUAAUAUAAUAAUAAUAAAAUACAAUAGCGAGUUUAAAAAUAUUUCAAGUUUUCUUCAAAGUAAUUAUCUUAAAAAAGAAGAACAAAAUUCUUCACAAAAUGAGAAAAGGAGCAGUUUAGCAACUGACUUAAAAACAUUUUUGAAAUUGCUCGAUGAGAAAAGAGCAAAAUCUAUAUAUAAAAAAGAUAUAAAUACACAACAUGCAUUUUUUCUUUUAAAAAAAAAGAGUGAGAGUAUGCCGAAUAGCAUGGAUAAGAUAUCUGGUCCAUAUUUUCGAGAGAGUGAAAAACACAGUGAGGAUUUAAUUAUAGAAGAACUAGAAAAAAAUAAAAUAGAUGAUGAAUCAGAAAUAUGGAUCUAUACACUGAAUAAUCCUUGUAUAGGGAGAAAAAAUCACCUUCCCUGCAUGUAUAAUUUAAUCAAGUUUUCUGAAAGACAUUCUAAUAUAAAAAUGAAUAUUGUAUUUUCAAAAUAUUAUAUAUUUAUAAAUAUCGAUCGUAAAUGUGAUGUAAAAGGGAAUAAAACAGAGAAAGAUAAAAGUGUAGGUGUAAGUGAAGAGAAACUACAAUACAACCAAAAUGUAGUUUUAACCUUCUUAGAAAAGGUUCAGGGCCUUUAUCCCAAUCUGAAGUUUUUCCAUUCUCCUGAUAAUUUGGUUAAUGAGGAAUAAUUGUUAUGCUUCUGCAAUAAAACACGCUGAUGCUUA
Silurus meridionalis is the source of this 1057-nucleotide messenger RNA. RefSeq lists its product as uncharacterized. The record is from RefSeq and is a predicted model, not a curated record. The coding region runs from base 23 to 1021 and encodes 332 amino acids. NCBI's taxonomy places the organism in Eukaryota, Metazoa, Chordata, Actinopteri, Siluriformes, Siluridae. The transcript has 4 exons.